This is a messenger RNA of Amblyraja radiata (thorny skate), 2017 nucleotides long. RefSeq lists its product as uncharacterized. Lineage: Eukaryota; Metazoa; Chordata; Chondrichthyes; Rajiformes; Rajidae. Bases 295 to 1203 code for a protein of 302 amino acids. The transcript is spliced from 4 exons. The record is from RefSeq and is a predicted model, not a curated record.
GGAAUACUCUAAGCGCCCGCUAAACGCACAGCGAAGGAAGAUGAUGUAAUUUUGCCUGGAACUUGAAGGUGUUUGCUUUCAAACAAAAGUCUCUCGCCUUUGUUUUCAUAUGUUUGUACGCAAUACUCUGACUUUACGGGUCACAUAGCUAUGAGAAAACAACAGUUUUGCUGAGGAUUGAAUUGCAGGACGACCUACAUACAACUCUAAGCAGACAGGUUUGGAAGAAAUAUUUUUCUAAAAUAUUAUCGAUGGGAUUGACAAUUACAGAAUUUAGCGAAUAAGGAUAUACCCAUGGACCCCAAACUUGCUCAGGAAAGUGGAAGCGUUAAUACUGAGGAAGAGGCAGCAACAUACAGCAAGGAGGAUGAGUUCUUAAGCCACUUGUCCCAGGAAGAGAAAGAAUGCCUCGGGUUUUUGAUUGAAACGAUUGAUGCUUUAGAGGUGGAUCUGGAGGACGAUGACAAAGAGGGAGAUGGCAUCAUAAGUGAUGGGUUUUAUGAGUUUUUAGGAAUGGUGUGCAGCACUCGACCAACAAAAGAGAAAGCAAGACCCAAUGAGUCGAGACCCUGUGAUAUUGUUGGGGUGAUUGGAAAUGUAGAGCCAGUUGCCAGCAGUCCAGCUGCUGAAAUGGUCAACGUCAGAGGCCUGGCUUCCAUUCCUGGGCUUGGCCCAACUCCAAAACAAAAGGCGUCAACCAAAGGAGACAAGAAGCAGGUGAAGAAACUGAAAUACCACGGAUCUGAAGACGCAAUGGGGUUAGAGUCCGGUGCCCCAGGUCAAUCCAGGGUGUCCGAGCCUGAUGAACAAGGCUCACCCAGGUCCCUCACUUUGCUGCCGGCCCAUGCGAAAAAGUUUGACACCAUCUUGAGGUCGGGGGUGAGUGUGCAGGAGCUCCGUGCUCAGGUUCUAGCUCGCCUGAGUGGGUCUGCCCAGAAGCAGCCGAGCAGUCAGCUGGAGGGUUUGGCGGCGCAUUCCGACUCCCUCCGAUUACUUGCAACCCCUGAACAGAGGGCAUCAAGACAGGAUGCCCUGCAGAGACUGGGACUGUGGAAGCUGACUGGAGACGCGUCCCGCGGCAACAAUGCCGUCUCCACCCAACCGCUUGCAACGGAAAAGGCUCAGAAGUCGACCUCUCCACCGUCAGCUGCAGAGAAGGAUCGUGAAGCAGCUUUGAAAAAGCUGGGCCUCUUAAACCUAUAAUGUUGAGUAAUCUCUUGUUGAAGACUGUAAGAUAGUUGGUUAGUCACUGUCAUUCAGAGUAAGUUUUCAAUCCAGUCCCCCUACCCUUAAUAAAGCCAAUAACACGUGUCAAGUGUGCAGCCUCUGAGUGUGGUCACAGAGGCUUGUUAAUGAAGUAGCUCUCUAUAAAUCCACUUGUUUCCCUAGUUCUGCAAUUACACAUUAAUAAUUCACUGAGUUUUCCUAAAAUACCCCAUGACAAUUAACACGGAAAUAUGGUCAGCAAAGCACAGUUUAGCAAGGGCACGAGAUUGAACCGAAUGGAAAUAAGAAUUUGAACCCCAACUUUAAAAUGGAAAAGGGAAACUAAUCAUUCACACCGUGCAGGGAACACAUUAUGUGCACUAUUAUGGGUGUGAGCCCACAUUCCAGCGUUGUAUUGUGUUGGUUGUAAAAGCUGUGACACAGGGCAGCAUUGUUUGCCUUCCCGCUGGCAAAUUGAAAUUACAUGGAGCUCAUAUGUCAAAUGAUCACAUAUUUGUUACAUUUCCAUUCAUCAUGGUGUCAUUAAAAUCUUGCAUCUAUUACUAUUUUACACGUCAUUUUGUUUUUUUUAAAUGUCAUUCAUUCCCUCAUUUCAUGCAUUUUAUGCACACCACAUGUAUUAUUUGGAGCAUAUACAGUAGAUGCAUAGAGGUUAGUGGCUCUUUGAAUGAAUAAACAUUUGUUUCAAAUUCUUGUUCUAUGUGAUGAGUUUGUUCCUCCCACUUACCUAGCCUGGAGAAGCUAGGUAAGUACUUGUAUAUUUAUUAUUUUGCCUGUAAUGGAAAAGUAA